Molecule: messenger RNA, 1059 nt
Organism: Penicillium maclennaniae
Lineage: Eukaryota; Fungi; Ascomycota; Eurotiomycetes; Eurotiales; Aspergillaceae
Product: velvet factor family protein
Exons: 4
Coding region: 1-1059 (352 amino acids)
Source: RefSeq, a predicted model, not a curated record
AUGUACGCCGUUGAGCAGGAUAGGGCCCAUCCGGUGCCGCCACCUCCGCCUCCUCUCUCGAUGGACCGCAUCUCCGCCCCUUCUGCCGCCUAUCCCACCCCAGGAUCGGGUCCUCUUCGGUCUUCCGACCACCUGGCGCCAAUCUCCACCAUUCACGAGGGCCGCAUCUGGUCUUUGCAGGUCGUUCAACAGCCCAUUCGCGCUCGCAUGUGCGGGUUCGGUGAUAAGGAUCGAAGACCAAUUACCCCGCCUCCGUGUAUUCGACUCAUUGUACGAGAUGCACACACCGAAAAGGAGAUCGAUAUCAAUGAGAUUGAUACCUCGUUUUACGUGCUCACGGUUGACCUAUGGAACGCCGAUGGCACCAAUGAAGUCAACCUCGUGAAGCACUCCGCCACCUCGCCCUCCAUCUCCACCGCCAUGUCCUCCUCUUAUCCGCCCCCACCCCAGAGCAUGUCUCCCACCUACCCGGCCUAUGGCCAAAGUCCGUACGGGCAGCAGGUUCCCUACCCGAACAUGAACAACUACUAUGGCCAACAGCCGAUGGCCUAUCAAAACCCAUACGGCCAGGUAGGAUAUUCUCAGUACGGUUACGGAGGCGGUCAAAUGCCUGCCGCCAUGUCACCCGCUCAACCCGUCUCGGGCGGCCCGGGAGGAAUGUUCACACGCAACCUGAUCGGCAGCCUUAGUGCCAGUGCCUUCCGCCUGACGGAUCCCGACAACAAGAUUGGGGUUUGGUUCAUCUUGCAGGAUUUGAGUGUACGAACUGAGGGCACCUUCCGACUCAAGAUGAGCUUCGUCAACGUGGGUGCACCAUCCAAUGAGACCAGCAACCCUGCCCCUGUGAUCAACCACGGAUCAGCACCCGUUCUGGCCUCAGUCUUCAGUGAACCCUUCCAGGUCUUCUCGGCCAAGAAGUUCCCCGGUGUGAUCGAGAGCACGCAGCUGAGCAAAUGCUUCGCGCUGCAGGGCAUCAAGAUUCCGAUCCGCAAAGACGGCGUAAAAGGCCCACGCGGUCGUGGCGGCGAUGGCGAUGACGACGACGGCGAUGACUAUUAA